UUGAGACGCCAUUCGGGUCUGUUGGGUGUAUUGUUCGAGCGUGAAUAAGCAAAUAUAACACAGUAGCUUAUUGGCAUGGUUUUGUCGGUUUGCGGAUAGGGGUCGCGUGUUUUGUUGAUAUAUAUUUUAACGUCACAAUGUGAACAGUGGUUUUACAGUUGACGUAAUUGAUAUCUUUUACUAUGUGUCAAUGAAGAGUCGGUCGCCAUUUUGAAUGGCUGACGAUGCCAUGGCUGGAGUGAGGAUGUAUGGGCAAUGCAGUGCAUUAGAAAGGAAAGCCAAACCACUUGAAAGCUUUGCUUUUUUUCAGCAGUGGUGAUUAACUAUAACGCAAUUUGUUGCGACUAUUAAAAAAAACAGAUAUACAUAUCUUUUUAAAUGUUAUUUUAUGUCUAAAUGUAAAUAUUUGUAUGCAGUGAUUAGAUGUCUCAAAUAGUUAGUAUUUAAUUUUUUAAUAUUUUGGUGAUAUGUAUUCUACACAGAUUGAAAAGGUCAUUUAUGACUAUUUAAACUACAAUGAAUCAUCUGUAUUGUUUGCUUUGUGUGCUGUAUUAUAAAAAUAUGAAAUAAUCUACAUUUUAUAACUAUUUCAAACUGUCAUUGUUGGGUCUGUUUCUCAAAACAUUGUCAGGUUUUCUCAAGUUUUUACAUUUUAGCUUCUGUAUAAGAGAAAACUACCCAAUCUUUUUUUGGACUGACAGUCUGUCAUAAAUUGACUCUCAUAACAAGUCUCGGGUUCAUGUGGUCCAUUCUGGUGAGAGGUCUAAAACAGCAUGUCGGUCAAACGUUUUAGACAGGUUUAGGUGUUACUUCACCCAAAAAUGAAAAUUCUGUCAUCAUUUACUCACCUUCGAGUUGUUCCAAAUGUGUACAAAUUGCUGUGUCCUGAUAAACAUGAGAAAGAUAUUUGGAAUAAUGCUUAUGACUAAACAGAUCUCAACCCCCAUUGACUACCAUAGUAGGAAAAAAUACUUUAUAAUUUUUUGUUCUGCUGAACACAAAAUAAGACAUUUUGCAGAAUGUGGGAUAGCAAACAUUUCUGGGGCACUUUAACCAUUGUUUUUUUUCCUACUACGGUAGUCAAUCGGGUUGAAAUCUGUUUGGUUAUAAACAUUCUUCCAAAUAUCUUUCUCUGUGUUCAUCACAGAGAAAGAUAUUUGGAAGAAUGCUUGUAACCCAACAGUUUUUGGCCACCAUUGACAACUAUAAUAGGAACACAGAUUCUGAAAGCAAAGGGAAACUGAGUUAAAGAAACAGUUAACCCACACAUGAAAAUACUGUUGUCAUUUACUCACCCUCGUCAUUUACAGAAUCUGUUAAGAUAUCCAAGUGUGAGUUUUAUAUAGACAACAUCAUCUAAUUAUAAUAUCAAUGAAUGAUAAAAUAAUUCUCUAAAAUUGAUGUGUAACAUAAAUAACAAUGUCUUCAUUUGAUGCUCUUCACUACCACUAGGUGGAUGUAUGUCGUUUUUCUUCAAGGCUGGUCAGAGACUCACUAUGGCAACCUCAGUACACAGUGGAGAAUAGGGUCAUUGUUGGUGGAUUACAGGACACAGAAAUUGCUACAGUUUGUGUUUUCUAGGAAUCAGAUCAUUCUGUCGUAGUGAUGUCAUCAAGUCCUCAUGUAUCUUAUAGCCAAAGUGUCCUUCCCCUGUUUAUGGGUAAAAGCAGAAACACCACGUUUGUUCUGGACACCUCUAAUGGAAUGAAUGCCUUUAUGGGCCCAGUGAAGAAUCUUAUCAUCCAAACCCUCACUGCUAAAGCUUCACUUAGAGACUCUCUCUUCAACAUUAUCAGCGUUUCAUACAAGGCAACUGCAUGGUCUUCUCACAUGUUGCUCUGCACCCCUGAUAUUGUUUAUCAAGCCUUGAACUGGAUUCACACAUUACAGACAAGUCCUGGAAGAGACCUCUACACUGCACUGGCCUUAGCCUUCUCUGACCCUGCCUGUCAAUCUGUCCAUUUAGUGACCAGUGGUCUCCCAGACAACACCACACAAUGUCUGGCUUCAUUAUCAACCCUGGUGACUCGCCCUGUGCAUACCUUUCACAUAUCUGACAAUCCCAUGAACGGUGACAUCUCAGACUUCUUGCACUGCGUCUCUUCUACCACUAAAGGGAGCUGUUACAACAUGUCUGUGAACUCGGGCAACGUUGUGGAGAUCAGUUUGUUAUAUUCAACGGAUCAACAGAUUCAAACGCCAUCAUAUCUACAAGACAGAUGGCCUUCAGGGGUGGAUUUAAAUCAUGUCCCAUACUACAACUCCACUAGUUAUGUAUGUUCUGCACCAUACUGGUGUUCCCCAACAAAUCAUUUUAGUACAGUAUCAUGUGCAUCUACAAGGGUAAUGAGAGGUGCCGAGUUUCAUCCUGGCUGUCGUGUUUUAGCAAGAAGUGAGAGAGAUGGGUUUUACUAUUUGGGGACAAUUAUACAUCAGGGCAGAGGAAAUGUUUAUAUGGUGGAGUUUGAUAAAGUCAUGGGACCCAUAGAAAAUGCCUUUAUGGAAACAAUAAAUGCAGUUCAGCCAACUUACCAGCCUGAUAUGGUGAGUCUAAGCAUUGCACAUGGACACAGUAUUGCUCCAGGAGACACUGUUCUUGUUCCAUGGGAGCCAGACCUGACACGAUAUGGACCUGGAAGAGUCAUCUCUGGUAUGGAGCUAAGAGACUCGAUAAAAGGUGAUGAUGUAAGCAUUGGACCUCAGGUUCGCUUUUGGAACGGGAUUACAAUGCACGUCCCCAAAGAUCUUGCAGUAUGGAUUCCAGCCUCCCACCAUGAGCAAGUGAUUAAGGAUCUCCAGUAUUAUUCAACCAGGCCGUGUUGUUGUAGGGUCUCCCAUUGUAACAGUGGUUUUAAAUUUCCAAGUCACCGAUGCACCCAUCAUAGUCUGUCUUGCAUCCCACCAUGCCAUUGUCCAGUUAAAACAUGCUGGCCAAUAGUAAUGUCAACUCCACUACUGAACAAACAUGGGAGAGAAGACUUGGAGAGAAAAAUCGAUCUCCAAUUGAAAGAACUACAGAGCCUACAGGUGUCUUCAUCUUCAGACUCAGAUGACCAACAAAUGCCAUCCAGCUCAGAAAUGGUAAGCGCCUCAAUAAACACUGAAAUUUCCUGCCUGAAAAAGCCUUACACUCAGCUAGAGGUCAAGCCAGCCUGGAGAUACUGGAAAAGGGGAUCUCCAGAACCACAGCACAAGAAACCAGGAAGAACGGUCAGAUCUUCUCAUGUUAAUCGUGCCAGGCACAUUUGGGAUUCUGGAAACUCUACAGAUGACCACUCCAUGAUGACCAAUCACAGCUCUUUAUUUAAGAUGAUACCCAUUUCACCAAAACGAGGAGCCUCUAUCAGGGAACUAUUUCAAUCCACCGAUCAAAAGUCAUUUAUUAAAGCUUCAUCUCCAAUCGUUCUGGCAAUGACCAAAAGGCCAGCAAAAGCGAUGCUAUAG
Molecule: messenger RNA, 3444 nt
Organism: Triplophysa dalaica
Lineage: Eukaryota; Metazoa; Chordata; Actinopteri; Cypriniformes; Nemacheilidae
Gene: c14h11orf16
Product: chromosome 14 C11orf16 homolog
Exons: 8
Coding region: 1606-3444 (612 amino acids)
Source: RefSeq, a predicted model, not a curated record